Messenger RNA from Amoebophrya sp. A120, 2118 nucleotides. The record is from the annotation of a GenBank genome assembly. NCBI's taxonomy places the organism in Eukaryota, Dinophyceae, Syndiniales, Amoebophryaceae.
GAGAAAGCACAGACCAUUCUUUCAUCCUCGACGCGGUCGGACGGGCUGUGGUACUCAUCUUUGAAUGUAGCAGUGUCAUGACUUUUCCACCGUGAGAAUACUUAUUAAAACUCCUGUGGUGCCCGUGUCCGUGAAGAUUUUUCCAUCUUCCGUAAAUAAAAAGAAAAAUGAAAAUCAGAAGCGGGGUAGCAGCGUUGUUUGCCACAAGAGGUAAUGAAACGCCACUUGAAAAAAACAUGCAGCUGCCUCUCCUGGAUCUAUCCUUUCUGAAUUUGCUGCCUGACAAGACAUCAACUGGACCCGGCGCAGAUGAUGAACCAGCCGAGCUUGAUUUCCCUCCCGAUCUUGUUUCAGCCUGGGACCACGCAUUCAAAACGUACGGUUUCGCAUAUGUGAAAAUUCCGGAAUCACUGACCGCUUUGUACAGGAGACUCGCCAGGAGAACAGCCGAGCCUGCAUCUGGAGAAGGGGACGGCGGCUUAGAUGAGUGUCAGGACGAGACCUCCGAGGCAGCCGAGCGCGACGCAGCCGAAGAAAAAAAUGUUGGCGCCAGAACGGAUCUUUUCUUUUCACCCCUGGACGAGUUUUUUCUCGGCUGUUCAAAUGAGGAGAAAAUGCAGUAUUGCCUGGGGAAGGGGUACGGGCUGGGUGGAUACGUGCCUCGUGGCGUGGAAACCGUAGCAAAAAGUAGCGUACUGGCAGAAGGUGACACUGGAAGUGGUGUUGGUGGAAAAAAACGAGUCCUGAGACCAGACCCCGUUGAAACGUUGUGUCUGAACGCGUGGAAGGAAGAAUUUGAUGCGGGCGAGAUGGGGCUGGUUGAUGUUGAGCGCAAAAACAUUGCAGCAGGCGAAAGUCCGCCACUUCUAGCAGCACACGGAGCGGGUUCGUUUGCUCUGUACCCACCCUCGGAAAGAACCAUUCCGAUCUCCCCGUUUCCGCGCGAGCAGACGGGCUACAGAAGUGAUGAACUCCUGGACUUGACCCGCAGCCUCUGGCGGCAGCUGGAUUCGCUUUUGCAGAAGGUCAUGGAACUGUCUGCGACCGCGUUGCAGCUGCGCGGAGAGGCGCGGGAGAGCUUUCUAGAGGGCUUCCGGGAAGGCAAGGCGAGCAAUGUGCUGCGGUAUGCGAGGUAUUUUGAUGAAGACGUGCACCAGGAACAGGGAGGGGAAGAUGGAUCUGGUGCACAAGAAGGACCUCACCAAUCGCCACCGGCAGUAGACGAGAGGCUUCUCUAUGGUCCCCACACGGACUACACAGGCUUUACCUUUCUGUGGCGAUCAGGCGAGAACGGAUUGCAGUGCUUGGGAUCCGAGCGGAGUAGCAGAAGUUCUAAAAGCGGAGAUGAGCAGCAAACGCAAUUGGGCUGCUCAUCUUGUUCUCCUGCUGCAGCAUCGACUACAGCACUUUUGCAGAGAAAUAAAGGAUUAUCCUGGGUCGAUGUUCACAACAAUCUCGGAGAUGACGUUAUUGUGGUCAACGCGGGAGAUUUGUUGCAGCGAUGGACCAACGAUUAUUGGCUAAGCAACUUGCACCGGGUGACAGGACCGAGGGGAACGCGACAACGUGGUGGGAGUGCGCCACAAGUCGGUGGAGAGCGUGGCGCAUCCGACGCUCAUCGGGGGGAGCAUUCAGUGUUAUACAGCAUCGUGUUUUUCACGGGGCCGCACGAUGACACCGUGAUGAGACCUCUGAGGAGCUCGGAAUUGAUACGGGCUUUCAGUGACGAGAAUGGAAUAGAUGAGAACAAAUACCCUGUGACCACGAGUGGAGCCCACCUGCUCGAGAAAAUUUUGAAGUCGAAUCAAUGAUAGAGACAAAAGUUACGUAAUAGCCUUGGCGAUAUCUCCAGGAGAAUUUUCCUGAUAUCACCAAGCAUACAGCGAGGCAUCCUACUGUUACUUAGUGUCGUGCAGAACAUAUAUUGGCAGUCCGAGAUGGAAAUAAUACCAAAAACAUGUCGAGGUAUCUCCAGAAACGAAUUUGAGUCGCUUUGUUGAAUGAAUUGUUGCCUAGGAAGACGCUGAAACGAAAUUUGAAUGAUUCUGUUUUUGGUGGAAUUCAAUGGCAGAACGAGGGCAGCAGGUGGUGCAAGCUCGCCGGACAAAUGAGUAGCCG